AAUGUACUUAGAGCCAAGAAAUCUAUUUAGGCCAAGGACAGAGAUAGCUCCUCCCCUUGGGCACUGGUGGGUGAACUUGGGGAGUACAACUUAAGGGAGUAGGGUGUCCCCAAUAUAGUUUUUAGAGAGAGCCUGGGGGACGAACCUGGGAUAAUAAUUCUGGGCAGACUCUAAAAGUCAACAUCUAUUUGAAACAGUGAGAAAAAGAAGAAACAAAUGCAAAAACACUUGGAAAACAGACAAUUAGCCUGAGCAUCUGGCCAAGAUGCUUCUUCUCCGCAGCCCUCAGAUGCUGCAGACCCUGGAAAGAGCCUUGAGGAAGGACAUUCCUGAGUCUAUAAAGGUUUAUGGCACCGUCUUCCACGUGAACCAGGGGAAUCCAUUCAAGCUGGAGGUAUUGGUAGACAAGUGGCCAGAUUUUAAAACAGUUGUUGUCCGGCCUAAAGAGCAGGACAUGAUGGAUGAUUUAGAUCCCUACACCAACACCUACCAAAUUUAUUCCAAGGAUCUCCAAAGUUGUCAGGAUGCCCUCAAGUCUUCAGAUGUCAUCAACUGGAAGCAGCACCUGCAAAUUCAAGGUUUACAGUCUGGCUUAAAUGAGGUGAUAAAAAGUGUCGCCGAGGAAAAAUCAGUCCAGGUCAAGAUGACCAAUCGCAAUCUCUACUUGAUUUCUGAAACGAUGAAUAGACAUGCGCCUUCUCAGCAAAUCGUGGCUAAAUCAAGUGCCAAAACUGAAAAACCAAAAAAAGACAUGUAA
This is a messenger RNA of Gracilinanus agilis (Agile Gracile Mouse Opossum), 757 nucleotides long. RefSeq names its product glycine N-phenylacetyltransferase-like. The transcript has 5 exons. Gene Ontology annotation, molecular function: glycine N-acyltransferase activity. Gene Ontology annotation, cellular component: mitochondrion. The coding region runs from base 266 to 757 and encodes 163 amino acids. The record is from RefSeq and is a predicted model, not a curated record. NCBI's taxonomy places the organism in Eukaryota, Metazoa, Chordata, Mammalia, Didelphimorphia, Didelphidae.